Molecule: messenger RNA, 752 nt
Organism: Strongylocentrotus purpuratus (purple sea urchin)
Lineage: Eukaryota; Metazoa; Echinodermata; Echinoidea; Camarodonta; Strongylocentrotidae
Exons: 4
Coding region: 17-739 (240 amino acids)
Source: RefSeq, a predicted model, not a curated record
GUGUUAGGUCCAUGGUAUGUCACUCGUUGUUGCUCCGAUUCACAGAAAAAUAGGACUUAUACUUGUUUCCAGCAUGGCACCAACGCUCUCGACAGUACUCAGCGACGAUACACUCAUUCUCAAAGUGAGUGAAAGCAUCGAUGCAGUCACCUUCUAUGCCCGCCUCGGUCGCGUUCUUUUAGAAAGCGAAGCGGAGGCUACCAACGUGUUGGGGAAACCAGUACCUAACUAUGAAGAUGCCAUGUAUAAGUGCUUGUAUGCAUGGCGUAACGCACAUGGCAAGGGAUGGGAGGAAACAUUGAUUGGGAUUUUUAAAGAGUUUAGGCUAGACGCUGCCGCGGUCCAUCUAAUGAAUGAACGACUGGAGGAUGGGAACACGAACCUUUUGCGUAAACCGGAUGCAUUCCUAUUCGAGUUGGUCGAAAAGAUAGACUGCAAGACUAACUACAACAAGUUAGGCACACGACUAGUGAAUAUAAAAGCCCAGUACUUUCUUGGGCCUACUGCAUCGUACGCUGACGCCCUAUUCACAUGUAUGAUUCGGUGGAGAGAAGCGAACGGAAGAAGUACCGAUUCAUAUACCAAAUUUAGAGGUAUCCUGAUGAACGUUGGACUGGUAGAACAAGCAGAACAGAUGGAUAAACUUGAAGAAGGAGGAGGACAAGAUGAUGUUGAUCUACCAAGCGUUCCAGGUUCACCCACUAACGCCACCCAUCCAGAACUAGAAGCUUGUGUCUAAACACUUGUUAAGG